Molecule: messenger RNA, 375 nt
Organism: Parastagonospora nodorum SN15
Lineage: Eukaryota; Fungi; Ascomycota; Dothideomycetes; Pleosporales; Phaeosphaeriaceae
Exons: 2
Coding region: 1-375 (124 amino acids)
Source: RefSeq, a predicted model, not a curated record
AUGCUAUCCCCAGGCGCGAUUGCCGGCAUAGUCAUCGGCUCGAUAAUCGGGCUCAUCCUCCUAUCUCUACCACUAUGUUGCAUCUGCUAUCGUCGUCGUCUGCGACAUUCGCACGCCGUUGGUGCUGCGCUGCCGCGGCCUACACUAGCCCAGUCUCAGGCUGAACUUGAAGAAUGGGCGUCUCAGCCAUAUCCAGCGCCUCAGCAACCAUGGGGGUCUCAGCAACAAAGCGGUGGUUCAUACGAUUCGUCUGCAGAGCCUGUGAACUUUGGAAGCAUGCAGGUCAAGGGCAUUGCGGAUGUUAGGGAAGGGCGCGAGAGGGAUGAUUGCUUGGUGUAUUUCCUCCCAGCAUUCGCAAACAUCGCGCUGCUUUGA